CACCUUGGCUGAAGUUUUGUCAAAAAAUUCUCAAAUUUGACAGAUCCGACAGAUGUUAUAUUAAAUAAUACCUCUCAAUCAUAAAAUAUUUUCGAGUAAAGAAAAAUAUAAUUUUAUUUUGCCUGGUAACAUACAUUUGCCGGGAUUUGAUACCGGCAUCAUUAAUGUGUUAGAAUCAAUAUUCGACCACCAACAUUCAUUCUAUUUUUUGUUCGAAAUUUUAAUUGUUUUGUUUGGUAAUUUUUCCGUUUUGUAAAACUGCUCAGCAUGCGUGCUGGAGGGGCUUCUAAGAAAAAGAAAACUGGGAAUCAAAAAAAUUCACCAACAUCGAAACUGAAAAUCAAACACAAUAAAUUCACGAACGAAUCAAAGGAAAGACGUAAGAAAAGACUUCAACAGUGGAAAAUGCUGCAGGCUAAUAAAGCUAAUGGUAGCACAUCGUCUCCACAGAGUACAUUUCAUCGAAACAUUCGGAAUCAUUCUACACCAGUGAUUGGGAAUGGUGGUAAUACAUCUAGCCGUUUGAGUAAUUCAAACAAAAAGAAAGAAAAGAAGAGAAAAUUGGUCGAUGACAUCAUUGAUUUAACACCGAAAAAGUACAGAACAUCAUCGAAUGACAGUGACAUUGAAAUUAUUGAGCCUGAGCCACCUACCAUUAUCGAUCUCGCAACAGAUGACACAUAUAACUGUAAUGCAUUGACCACAGUUAAUGCAACUGCAGACACUGUCGUAGCAGCUUCGGAUUGCCAAGAUAGGGAAAAUAAGAGUUCAGAUACUGCUGUUAACGUGAUAAUUGAUUCUGCGGACUCUAUUGACUUAGCAGAAACUUCGAACGAAGUGAAAAAAGUGAUCGAAAUCGAUCAGCCCGACCCUGAAUCGGUACCAUUGUAUGUUGUAUGUAAGGAUGCAAGCGUUAACGAUUCGAUAAAACCACCGUUGUACGAUCUCGUGUCGGAUGACUCGUUUUGUUUCGAUUCACCGUACGCUACACCAGUGUCAUCACAAGAUUUCUCAUUCUCACGAUUUGCUACAACACUGGCUCCGCAAAACAUCUCACAGAAUAAAACUUUGACGAAUAGUGUUGAUGAUUCUGUGGUGUUUGUGAGUGAAACAAUGCAAACUCCGAAAAGAGUACCACCAGUCUGGGAUUAUGUUCCAAUAAUGAAUAGAGGACGUCCAAUACAAACUUCCAAUAGAGUUGGACGAGCUGAUGACUAUAUUCCCAUCAAUAAUGGAAGAGGUUCGAAGAAGCGAAAGAAAAGCCGAUCACCGCGAGAAAAUUCGCAAAAACGACGGUCUCCGAAAGAAACAGAAACGAGCUCAAAUAACCAAAUCCCUGCGACACAAACCAGUACGACUGCAACGAAUCCAAAACCUAUAUCGGGAAUAAAGAGAAUGGUGCUGAUUGAUGGAAGCAAUGUUGCAUUUGGCCAUUCGCGAAAUAAAGGCUUCUCAGUGGAGGGAAUCAACAUUUGCCUUAACUAUUUUUUGGAGCGAGGAUACGAGGCAAAGGCAAUUGUGCCGCAAAUGAGAUUGAAAAACAGAAAAUCAUCUAAUACCGAUCUGCUGGCAAAACUGGAAAGUGAAGGGAAAGUGGUGUUUUCGCCAUGCAAGAAUUUACCGAACGGACAUAAUGUCACAAGUUACGACGAUAGAUUUAUUAUGGAUUUUGCUGUGGAUUUUGAUGCAGCGGUAAUAUCGAAUGACAAUUAUCGUGAUUUGUCGAAAGAGAAUGAAAAGUAUCGACACGUAAUUAGCACGCGUGUGAUUGGAUUCACGUUUUUGAAUGAUAUCAUCCGGUUUCCACAAGAUCCGUACGGGAAAUUUGGCCCAUCGCUAACUGAAAUACUGGAUGGAAAAGAGAAAUAGCUCAUUUAUGAGCAUGUGUGAUCUAUUUUUUAUGUUUUUGAUUGGUUGUACGCAUCUUUGUUGAUUAUCAAGAUACGUUUAUUGAAAUUUCGAGAAAAAAAUAUUUUUUUUUUGUUUGGUCAUUGUAUGGUGAUUCGAUAUUAAACUUCUAGAAACAAC
Molecule: messenger RNA, 2028 nt
Organism: Bradysia coprophila
Lineage: Eukaryota; Metazoa; Arthropoda; Insecta; Diptera; Sciaridae
Cellular component (GO): cytoplasmic ribonucleoprotein granule; nucleus
Molecular function (GO): mRNA binding; RNA endonuclease activity
Source: RefSeq, a predicted model, not a curated record